Messenger RNA from Aureobasidium uvarum, 1113 nucleotides. NCBI's taxonomy places the organism in Eukaryota, Fungi, Ascomycota, Dothideomycetes, Dothideales, Saccotheciaceae. The record is from the annotation of a GenBank genome assembly.
AUGCAUAUUCCUUCUUUGGUUUCUGCCUCUGCUGCUCUCUCCAUUGGCACUCCAGCACGCAGCUCUCUCUACGUCGACAAUGCACCCGAUCACGUACGCCCCUAUGUCAUUGAGCGAUAUGCCAAUGCCCAAGCCGUCGCCGUCGGCCAGCAGAUCUACAGAUUCCCCGUCACUGGCGCAUCUUCAGGCGGUGCCUUUUCCAUCCUCAUGACCAACUCGCCAGCCUCUGAUGCCUUGGGCGUUCUCNCCCAUAUCCACCGCACCCACUACGAAAACUNNUUUUUUUGCAGCAAAGGACGAUUCCAGCUCUGGACGCAAAAGAAUGGUGAUGAAGAGGCUAGAGUCAUGUUGCCUGGCGACUAUGGCGCUGUACCCCAAAACACGACGCAUACCUUCCAAGUCCUUGACCCCGAUACGGAAAUGCUGGGAGUGAUUCAACCCGGUGGCUUUGAAGCUCUGUUUUUCGCCAUCGCAGACUCGAACUAUACGUCCUCGACUUCGUCUCCGUAUGUGCCUUCCUCGGGCUCUGGGGCCACUGAUGCAGGUGCCGGGUCCUCGGCCUCCAUGAUCUCGGCUCUAGAGUCUUUUGAUGUGUUUGCCCAGUUGGACUUCAACCCUCGUCGGGAUCUCGUCAAUGGAACAGCUCCGAGCAACUCAACAUGGCACACUGGCAAAAACACACCUGCCACUGACUCUCACACACCCUUUUACUUGGCCAAGAACCAAGGACCAAUGUACCUCAACUCUGAACACGGAUACCAAAUCAUCGCCCCCUUUAUCGGCUCCAUCCAAUCCUCCUCCGCCUUUGCACAAGGCACAAUAACCAUCUCCCGCCAUCUCUCCAACACCACAAUCCCCGAGAGAAAGUUUAAGCAACACAUGGCAUUCGAGAUUUUGGAAGGUGCACUGAUGGUAAACAUGCAAGGAGAAAAAGUGCAAUUGUUGCAGGGUGAUGUGGUGUUUAUCCCCAACAACACUAGCUUUUCUUACUGGUCUGAGGUGGCGUUUACCAAGUUUUUGUAUGUUGGUGCUGGGGAUAGGGGGUUGGAUAGGAGUUUGAUGGAUAAGAGUGUCGAGUGGGAGUAUCCCACUUGGCCCACUUUUGCUGUUUGA